Molecule: messenger RNA, 979 nt
Organism: Cyprinodon variegatus (sheepshead minnow)
Lineage: Eukaryota; Metazoa; Chordata; Actinopteri; Cyprinodontiformes; Cyprinodontidae
Gene: hp
Product: haptoglobin-like
Exons: 4
Coding region: 22-942 (306 amino acids)
Biological process (GO): proteolysis
Molecular function (GO): serine-type endopeptidase activity
Source: RefSeq, a predicted model, not a curated record
AAACCAUCAAAAGGGAAAGACAUGAUUGCUGUCAACAAGAGGUUCUCCCUUGUUUUGGUCCUGCUGGCCUUGUGGACCAUUCUGGCAGAGGCGAGGAUCAAAGCCUCUGUUUCAGUGUCCCCUCGUUCGAAGCGAAUGGUUGGAGGAACCUUGGCUCCUGUCAUCCCCUGGCAAGCCAUGAUCUACCUCUCUGACAGUGUCCUGGAUGGUGGGUAUGCAGGGGGAGCUCUAAUAUCUGACCGGUGGGUUUUGACAGCUGGAAGGAACCUCUUCAUUAGAAAGAGUCGACAGGAUAUUCAGGGGAAAGAUCCUUCCAUCCCAAAAGUAUACAUAGGAAUCUCACAGAGGAGAGAAGCUGAUGCCUCCACAGAAGCUGCUGUAGAAAAGGUUUAUCUUCACCCUGGCUUCCAGAACCAAUCUGACUGGGAUAAUGACCUAGCUCUCAUCAAACUUAAAGAGUCUGUGAUUAUGAGUGAUAAGGUCACGCCAAUCCCCCUCCCAGAGAGAGGCCAGGACCUGGACACUAUUAGGGGUGGGUCUGGGGUAAUCGCUGGCUGGGGCUGGGGGAUCCACCUCACCCCAUCAACGUCUCUCAAAUACCUCACUCUUCCUCUGGCCAAUCACUCUGACUGUAAAUCUGAAUAUGAACAGACUUCACACACACCCAUGGUGGAUGUCAAUAUGUUCUGCACUGGACCCACAGGCUAUGGGGAAAAUGUUUGUUUUGGGGAUGCGGGAGGAGCCCUCGCAGUCAGGGAUGUGCAAACAGGGGAUGUAUACGCUGCAGGGAUCCUUUCCUAUGACAAAUCCUGCAACCGGUACCACUACAGUGUCUACAUGAAGAUUUCUUCAUAUUUGCCUUGGAUCCACAGCAUCAUUAGGGGAGAUACAGAGAAAUCAUCUGCUCUGCGCUCUGAUGCAAUGUCUAAAAUGUACCCAUGACAGACAUAGAGCUUAAGGCUCUUAUGUUUUGAUAGAU